AUGGUCUCGCUCUACAAUGCCUCCAUCCCCAUGAUGCUCAAAUACCUGGGCAACCUGAAAGUCAUUCUCACGAAAGCCGAACAGCACUGUAUUUCCAAGAGCCUCAACCAAGAAGAGAUGAUCAAGUUCAGACUCAUCGAAGACAUGCGAAGCCUCGACUACCAAGUCCAAUCAAUCUCCAACACGGCAAAAUUUCUCGCCACCCGUGUAGCUCGCACAGAAGACACCUACUUCCACGACGAUGAGACCACCUUCCCACAGCUCCAGUCCCGCGUCGACGCCACCAUCUCCAUCCUCGCCGCCCUCGAACCGGCCUCCAUGGACGGCCGCGAAGACGAAGAGGUUCUCAUGGACACGAAGUCUAUGGGCACUUUCCGCUUCACGGGCUACUCGUACGUCGUCCAGUAUGCCUGCCCAAACUUUCACUUCCACCUCGGCUCCGCGUACUGCAUCCUCCGGCACCUGGGCGUAUCCCUGACGGCCUUUGAUUACCUCGACACGCAGCGGGACUUGUUCGUCAAGGUUGAGAAGAAACCUGAUGCUCCUGCCUCAUAG
Molecule: messenger RNA, 555 nt
Organism: Colletotrichum orchidophilum
Lineage: Eukaryota; Fungi; Ascomycota; Sordariomycetes; Glomerellales; Glomerellaceae
Exons: 2
Coding region: 1-555 (184 amino acids)
Source: RefSeq, a predicted model, not a curated record